Messenger RNA from Pocillopora meandrina, 8221 nucleotides. NCBI's taxonomy places the organism in Eukaryota, Metazoa, Cnidaria, Anthozoa, Scleractinia, Pocilloporidae. The record is from the annotation of a GenBank genome assembly.
CAUCGCCGUGACCUAAUCACAUUACUUUCCAAUUCAAAUGAGGUUGUGUUCUCGGUUCAUGAUGUCUCAAACAGUGAAAACCUUUGAUUACAUUGCAAUCGGUGGUGGAUCUGGUGGUCUCGCUAGUGCGAGAAGAGCUGCUUCGCUCGGAGCAAAAGCUGCUGUGAUCGAACAUGGAAGACUCGGUGGAACUUGUGUGAGUUUUCUUGAUUUUAGCAAGGAUUAGCUUAACUAGGAUUAACUAAGUCCUUUUGGGUUGGGUCUACAGCUAUGCUUUGUUUAUUGGCCCUUGUUCCUUGCCCCAAAAGCAAUGAAUCAGCAGAUGUUGUUUGCUGGUACCACUGAUGGUUUUUACAAUCGGGCACAGCAAAAUAGCUCCACCAGCAUGACUGUACACAAUUUGUGUUCUUGUAUUUCAAACAACACAACAAAUUUAACAUAAUAAUGGCAAGAUGUGAAGUCGUUGUGUGCACCUAGUGUUAGAUCCUCUUUAUCCAUCCGUCUUUUUCAAUCUUGAAAAUUCAUCCCGGUAAGAAUUUUACAUGCGUACUUUAGCAAAACUGUUGCCAUAGUCAUAUGACUAUAUGUAGUCAUAAAUAUGUAUAGACUUUUCAAAAAAACUAUUCUUUCCGCGAAAUUGAUCACGCUUUGCCGCAAUAAUUACUAACAACCUCAGCUCUAGUCAUAAACUAAUUGGUAAUUUCAAUAAGUCAAAUUAAUUAAAUUUUAAUCACACGAUACUAUGGAGAAAAAAAUUUAUUUUAAAAUUGCACAGUCAUUAUUACUUUCAAAAUGUCAAGUGAUCCAAAGAUGAGAGGGGCCUUAAGUGGGCUAUUAUUAUAGUUAAUAAAAGGCAUGUACUCAAUUUAAUAUAACAGAUGACUUUUCAGAAAAAGGUUUCAGAACCUUUUCUCUCUGGUAACCAAAUCAAAGUUUCUUAAACAUUUGCUCUUGAAAAUCAGAAAAAUUUCGUCAUGCAUAUUCAUAGUCUCAAAUAUGUACAAAGUCUUGUUCUCAUAAAAUAACUCAUAGCUGUGUGAGGGACGAAUCCAAGUUCCUUUUGUGGAGGCAAAGACAAACACCCAGCUAAAUAAAUCAAUGGAAAUUAAGCUUAAGAAACUCCCUCAGUGUUCUCCAUUGUUUUAAGCACAACAGGUAAAAGAAAUUUUCAAACUGGCAGAGCAAUCCUUUAACCCAUUGAAUUUUCAAUAAAUUCCAAAGAAUUUAAGGUGGUGAUGCAAGGUUCCAGAGGUGAUAAAUUUUUUUUAGAUUAGCGCCUGAAAAGGAGAACACCGUACCCUUCCCUGCAAAAUUAAAAAACUUAGAUUAACCCUGUACACCCUACCAUCAAUGUGCAUAUUCUCCAUACUGUUCUCUCUAUAUUUCCUGAGGUGCUGAUGAGGAGAAUUCAUUUAACAAUCAGGGGGGAUAUUGCAAAGAGAAAUUAGAUGCUAGUCAUUCUUCAGGGUUAAAGGGAAAAUGGAGAUAGAGAAUCGAGCCCAUAAGUAUUAAUGCAGGGUAACAUGGUAAUACAGGAUAAGUAACCCUCCUUCUGUUUUCACUUUGCUAGGUCAAUGUUGGCUGUGUCCCUAAGAAGGUCAGUUCCACUCUCUUAUAUACUUUUCUGUUACAGUUGACUUUUGUCCUGCAGACACCUAGCUAUUAUGGACACCUGGCUAUUGCAGACAAGAGCCAGCCCCCAGGUGAAACGCAUAAAGAAAUGACUGAAAUAAACUCUGCAAUAACAAGGGUCUUCUGAAAUUGAAAUUAAGUCUGUGUAGACUAGGUUAACUCUAAGGGGAAAUAUUGCCAUGCCCAAUUAUCAGUUCACUGGGCUACUCAGAUCUAAAGAUCUAACGCUGUGGGAGGAACAAUGUAUUUUACUAUUGGACAGAGGGCACCCUUACCUAAUGUUCCCCCUCUCCAGAGAGGAGUAUAUAAGUACCACUAUAUUUUCAGAGGAAAAGGAUGGAAUGCCAGGAGGGAGAGGGGGGAGGGGGGGGGGUUACCUGCAGUGAAUUUGCAUCUUCAGAAACUGUGGAUCAGCUCUGGUAAUUUUCUGCCAUUGAGCCCCUAAAACUUAUGAACAUAUAAUUUAGACAGACUUCCUGUGAAUAAACUUGUCUAAUCUACAUUUUGCACAAGCUUCAUUUAAACCUUUGAAUAAGAGAGAGAAAAAGAGGACAAUUUGUGUUGUGAUAUACUUUUAGUCCUGAUAUAUAAAGGCAUCUUCUGGUUUUAGGUUAUGUUUAAUACAGCUGUCCAUGCAGAAUACAUUCAUGAUCAUGCUGAUUAUGGCUUUGACGUUACUCUAAAUAACUUCUCAUGGGCGUAAGUACAACAGCAUUCAAUUUAUCAGAUUUUUAUCCUAGACUUCUCUACAUCUAAUUUAACUGUGAUCUCAUCUUUCUUGCUUAAAAUUUAUGAAAUUAAAUGAAAAUAAGAACAUCUUUGUGCUAUUAGGAAAUAAUUCAGCUUAUUAAUCUUGAUAUCAGGACUGUUAAGAAGUCCAGAGAUGCAUACGUCAAGAGACUGAAUGGUAUUUAUGAGAACAACUUGAAAAAGGUGAUUUUAAGACAGCUUUCGAUUACUUUUCUUGUGUUUUAUUUUAAUUUUAAGUUUUAACUUUUUUCAGUGACAAAAUUCAAUCAGUCAGGCAAUCAGCAAGAUAAUAAAUAAUGUAUGAUUAGAAAUUCUUCUUUUAAUGGAUUAACUGAAUUAGUAGCUAGCUAUAACUUGCCUUAUUUUGUAGGAUAAUGUGGAGUAUAUUCCUGGUCAUGCUGUGUUCACUCCAGAGGGCAAUGUUAAAGUUGGAGAUGCUGUUUACAGCAGUAAACACAUUUUAAUUGCAAUUGGAGGGCGGCCAACUGUACCAGCAUUUCCAGGUGUGACAUAAACUGAUAAUUUACAGGAAUGUCUAAAAGUAAGUUUGUUAGGCAACUUUAUUGUUGAAAUGAAUAACCACUUUUGCACUCUUGAGGUUGCCAGGUGGCAACUUCAGAAAGGGUGGAGGCUUGAGCCCUGUGGUAAUGAAUUAAUCAUCUUGUAAGGUUAAUUAUUUUAAAAAAAUAAACUAAUAAUACUGGCUGUAAGUUAAUGAGCUCUAGAGGUUAGGGUAGACAUUCAUUUGGUAUGUGAAUAACGUCAUAAAAUUUAUAACAAUUUUAAAUGAAUAAAUUAGUGUUGUUAAGUUAAUGACGUCUUUACAAAUUCAAAUUAUUUCCUGAUUACCUCCAAUCAUCUUUGAACAGGUUGUGAGUAUGGUAUCACCAGUGAUGGCUUCUUUGAUUUAGAGGAUCUACCAAAGUGAGUGUAUGAAGCAAAAUUUUGUGAUUAGCAGUAAUCAAAACUUUAACAAAAUUCUUGAGUGUGAUUGGUUAUCAGCAGCCAAAUUUUCUCUCCAUUAAGAGAAUGUGUGCAUGAUCUGUUUAAUUGAACCAUGCAGUAGGACAGUUUAUGCGAUAUGCCUACCAACAGAAAUUUACCUACCAUUUGGGCAUUUUGUGACAUGGACUAUUGGGCUCAUUUGUGGAUGGAAAAAAUCUGUACAGUCUUGAUUUUGACGAUACUUGACUAAGAGGUGUUGCUUGGCCAAGGACCAUUUUUUUUUUUUCAAUCACCACUGAGUUAUAUUCCCCUUGGUUAUCUUACCAUAAUUAUUAACUUCCAAGAGUGACUGGCAUCUGAUUUUUCCUGCAAGUAUCACUGCUAAUUGAAUCACAAUGGUUGCAAGAGUAUGGAAAUUGAACUCGAUCAUUUGACACAUUCUCCUCAUCAGUAACAUGGUAAAUGUAAAGGAAACAAUAUGGAGAAUAUGAGAGUAAUGAUAUCAGGGUAUAAAGAAUCUCCUUUCCCUCAUCUCGAGCAUUUUUACUGAUUUUGUAAGAAAUAAUAUCAUUAUAUAUAUAUAUAUAUAUAUAUAUUUUUUUUUUUUUUUUUUUUUUUUUUUUUUCAGGAAAGUUGCUGUAGUUGGAGCAGGGUAUAUUGCCAUUGAGUUAGCAGGAAUACUCAAUGCUCUUGGGUCCAAAGUUUCGUCUCUCAUAAGAUAUGACAGGGUAAUAGGGCAUGUAUAAAGUUCUUCAAAUUUUGGGAGUUUAUAGUGUUAUUUGCACAAAAUAAUUAAACAAGUUGGUGGGUAUGUGAAAUUUUUUUUAAUUACAGGUUUUGCGAACGUUUGACUCCAUGCUUAGUGAAGGGGCAACAAAUGAAAUGGUGAAAGCUGGAAUUGACUUGCAAACUCACACUUCGGUAAGUUAAACACUAACUAAGUUAAACCAUAAAUCUGGCUUCAGUGGUCAACACCUAACUUCUGUUGAUAAGCUUUUAAACUUUCUUAAAUUUAAAAAUAACUCUUCUUGUCAACUACAGGGGGUGAUCUUUGGUCUGAUUUUGGUCUCCCAAACAAUCUUUCAAGAAAUGUCGAUUCGCUAAUUGGAGGAAUUUUUAUUCAACAAAAUUAUAUCAAUCAGAUCUUCAGUUGCAGCCUAAAAAUUCAUUGAAUUGUCCAUUUUAUUCGAAGCUUUCACAUUUUUUACAAUUUUGAAGAUUUGUGCCCUCUCUGACACCAUUUGAAAAUAAAUUACUUAAUCAAGGAAGAUGAGGAAUGGUUUUUGUUGUUGUUGGUGUUAAAUUAUUUUGAUUUAAAAAUUUCGAGUAAUUGGGUCUCGGAAAAUGCUUUCGGAUUUGUUAGUUAAGGUUUUCAAUAUUUUCGCACAUUCUAGAUUCAGGAGAUCACAAAAGACAGUGAAACUGGUCUGAUGACCAUUCACAUCUUGAAAAACAAGCAAGAUAAGGUGGCUCUGUCCGGGUUUGACUGCGUCUUACUGGCAAUUGGGAGAGUUCCAAACACAGACUCCCUUGGAAUAGAUGGUCUGGUAAGUAAGCAACAACAUACACAGCACCCUUAAUGCGAUGAAAAUAAUCUUAAGCAACAGGUGUGUUGGGGCAUCCAUAUGACAGGGGGAUUUUUGGCGAGAAUCUUUGUCCAUUUGGAUAGAACAGUUCAAGACUGUCUCUGCAUCACUAUACUUGCAUUAAAACUAGUUGAAAGACACUUACUGAUAAGAAUUAUAACCUUUUGACAUUCUCAGGGAAUAGAUGCCGACAGUAAAGGACAUAUAAUAGUUGAUGAGGUUUGUUUGUAAUCAUGAAAACAUCGUAAAAGACACUUGUGCUUGUAUCUUAAGCCUGAUUGGUACGAGAUCUCUAAAGGUUUGAUUUUUUUUCCCGCAAAGUUUCAAAACACUUCCCGGCCAGGUGUAUACGCCUUAGGAGAUGUUUGCGGGAAAGCACUUCUCACGCCAGGUAAAGAUAUAUACAGUUGUUACUCUCAGAAUAGUAUACCUGCCUGAUUUUCACGAGUCAUGAUUAUAACAUUCAAAAUGAGUCUGAUUAUAGUAUUCAAAAUACCGAAUUUCCGUUAAACCCGACGACUCCCGAACAAUUACCUAAGACUUUCCAAGGACUUCCGAACACUCCUUAAGACUCCCGAUGAUUUUCCGAUCUUUCUGAACUUUGCGGUGCCAAAAUUAAGCACCAUCUUGAAAUACGACCUCGAAGUUAGAGUUUGUGUGGAAUUUUGCGUUUUUUUUUCCCUUUUUUUGCACAGCUGUGGUUAUUGGACAGUUGUUAGCCAUUGAAGUAAAAUGCUCUUGUGCACGUUUUCGCAAGCGUUUGGUAAACGCAUAUCGCGUUUGCUUUGGCAGGAAUAGAAGCGACUCAGGUUACGAUUUGUUAAGCGCAAAUAUGAUAGCGGAACGGAUAUAGAAAGACCUGAAAUUUAGAAUUAGUGAUAAUUCAGGAGAAAUUAACCCUUGGUAUUUUAUAGACUUUUUAUUAAAAUUUUUGUAUGUUUCUAUUUCAGUGGCGAUUGCAGCUGGGCGAAGACUCGCCCACAGAUUGUUCGAUGGACAGUCGAAUUUGAAACUAGACUACAACAACAUACCAACAGUGGUGUUCAGUCAUCCACCAAUUGGAACUGUGGGGUUAACUCAGGGUAACUACCAUUUAUAACACAGCGGUCAAUAGUUGGGCAUGUGCAAGGGGAUCAAUUUUUAGCCGGUAACGCAGCAGUUGUCCGCGCAAAUUUCAAAUGAAAACAUAGAAAAAAGCCGCAUUGAUGCAAAAUAUGCGACUAAAAAAAAUCGGUUGUUGAGGCCGGCGAAUCGCCAAUUGAAGCAACUUAAGCCAUCUUCAUUGCACCAUGCGCGCAGGCAGUACAAUUUUCCGAAUGUUGGAAUUUAUCAACAAGGGUUUCUAGUGCGAUAGAGAGCUCGUUGAAAGCACAACAACGAGAAUUUCCUGAAGACGAUAUCAGGUAUCCGACCUCCGCUAGGAAAGAGUGACUGUAACUCAAAUGAAACGAGAAGGCUAACUGAAGUUGACCGUCUUCUUUUUUUUCAGAGGAGGCAGAACAGAAAUAUGGAAAAGAUAAAAUAAAAGUUUACAAGGCUACGUUCAGCAACAUGUAUCAUGCGCUUACUCAUCGAAAGACCAGCACAAUGAUGAAACUUGUUUGUCUCCUGCCUGAAGAAAAGGUUAGGAGAGAGCUAACUUACAAUGGUCUGGCAUUCUUUUAAACAGAAGUAGCAAUACCCUUACUUCAUUCACACCAAGCUUAAACAUUCACGUCUUUAUCCGCAGUUCAAAUAUAUGACUUUCAUAUAUUCUUAACCGUUUAUUCAUCACUUCACGAGUUUAUUUAGAACCAACAUCAUGACCAGCUCCCAGUUGGCUGGUUAGCUCAGUUGGUAGAGCGCUGCACCGGUAUCGCAGAGGUCAUGGGUUCAAAUCCCGUACAGGCCUGAAUUUUUUUUCAGGCCUUAUUUUCACUACUGCCUAAGUAGUGCAAAUUACUGUGAGGAUCACUUUCAUUCACGUCUUUAUCCGCAGUUCAAAUAUAUGACUUUCAUACAUUCUUAACCAUUUAAACUGAUAUUAGUUUGUAAAGGUUAAGUAUAACGGAUAUUUCAGUGAGUGUUUUGGAUUGACGUUUUAGAUUUCUUUUUCCAUAGAUCCUUGGACUUCACAUUCUUGGGAUUGGCUGCGAUGAGAUGCUACAAGGUUUUUCCGUUGCUGUCAAGAUGGGGGCAACUAAAAAAGAUUUUGACGAAACUGUGGCGAUCCAUCCGACAUCGUCCGAAGAGUUGGUCACAAUGCGUUGAUUACAAUAAUUAGGGUGCUUACCAUUUUUCAGAACUGACUGAUUAGACUGAUCAGAUUAAAAGAGCGUGUUCCAAGCGUUUGGUUAGUAAAGCGAAGCGCGAUAACAGCGGAGGAGUGAAAAAAAAAGAAAAAAACAGGGAGGCUUGGGUCGAGUCGCCACCCGACCCAAACCUCCUGCAUCGCGCCGUUUACUAUUCGCUCUUUUUACCAACUAAACGCCUGGAUCAGGCCAGUUUCAUAAAUGAAUAGUAGGAAAGAGGCCUUUCGAAAGAGACUUUUCCUUAAAUUUGAAAAUAAAAAUCCAUCGGAAUAGUGAUUGUAGUUUAGUGAUUACGUCAUCUGACAGGAAAGUUCUGACUUAUUACCGAAUACAUGUACCAUUUAUGAAUGAACCAAUCUGAUUAGCCAGAUCUGACCAAUUGUUUGUGCCUUUAAUUUCUUCACUUUCGUCGUCGUUAUUAUCAUUUUCAUCAUCAUCAUCAUCAUCAUUAUUAUUAUAAGUUCAUGACAACUCGUGCCUAUGCACAAUCUCUUACUUUUCCCAUAAGGAGACGGUCCCCGUAAUUAUUUUAACAAAUAGAUUUCAUGUUGCCGUGUGUCUGUGCAAUAACAGAUCACAGGAGACGUUAAAAUGGGGUUUGAACAAAACGUGGCACACGGGGCGCAGCCAAGUGUGUCACUGAUGUGAUCUACCACAGGACAUACGCACAGCAACAUGGAAUCUAUUUGUUUUAUAUAAUAAAGAAGCAAAACUGAAGUUAUUAAUGAUAACGUCAUCUAUGCGUCUGCCCUCCAAUAGAUGAGAACCAAGAACUAAUCAAAAUCCGUGUAGAAUUCAAUUUAUUAUAGAAUUGCGAGCUGUGCAUUGGCCUGCCUUUAAUAUCUUAAUCAAAAUAUUCUUUCAUGAUUGUAAUGUCGUAGCAAUAUCCAUCAUAAUGAUAUUCCUUUUUCAGGAAAAACAUUAGGGCAUAAAGAGAACUUUUUCAACUAGGACAGAACCUAAUGCUUAGAAUAUAAUGUAACGCUUAGGUUAUCAAUAAAAUUGAAAGUGAAGACC